GAAAGGGAAAAGAGAUGGCACGUGUGGGAGAAGAGAGAGAAAGAAGAGAUGAGAGUUGUGGUGAGGUUUGUGGAGAGGAGAAGUUUCUCUUUUGAGGAAUGGGGUGGAGAAGGUGGGAAAUGAGAAUUGAAAGGCUUAUGAAUGGAGAAGAAGAAGCUCAACGUCAUCAUCCCUGAUGCUCAACCUCAUGGAAUCAUUCCACGCCGCAAUUCCCCUAUCUCUCAAAGACAAGGUUUGGUAUUUGUAGCCACUGUGUGCAUUGAUGAUGUGGCUUCAGUUUCGCUUACAUCAUGCUGUUCACGCGUGUAUGAUGUUGUUUCAGAUUCACUGUGGAUGAUGAAUUUGAGGAGUGGCGAAACAAUGGAUUCUGGAGCUUAUCCGGAACGUCCAGGGGAGCCAGACUGUUCAUAUUACAUCAGAACUGGACUCUGUAGAUUUGGUGCAACGUGUCGUUUUAAUCAUCCUCCUAACAGGAAGCUGGCUAUUGCUACUGCAAGGAUGAUAGGCGAGUUCCCAGAAAGAAUAGGACAACCAGAAUGUCAGUACUAUCUGAAGACAGGAACUUGCAAAUUUGGCGCCACAUGCAAAUUUCAUCAUCCUAAAGAUCAGGCUGGGAUUGCUGGAAGAGUUGCCUUAAAUACUUUAGGCUAUCCGCUCCGACCUAAUGACCCUGAAUGCACUUAUUAUUUGAGAACAGGACAAUGCAAAUUUGGAAACACUUGCAAAUUCCACCAUCCUCAACCGAGUAAUAUGAUGCUUUCAUUACAGGAUUCUUCUGUUUACCCUACUGUCCAUUCUCCAACUACACCAGGUCAGCAGUCGUAUGCAGGAGGAAUUACAAAUUGGUCAAGGGCAUCAUACAUCCCUAGUCUUCGCUGGCAGGGUCCUUCAAGUUAUGCACCCUUAAUUCUUCCUCAGGGAGUGGUUUCGGUGCCUGGGUGGAGUGCAUAUGGUGGUCAAGUGGGAUCAAUCUCUACUUCAGACAGUCAUCAGCAAGUAAUGAGAAAUGGUCAAACAUAUGGAACUUCUCGCCAAGGUGAGCUAGCAAACGCAGGAUCACAUGGAGCAUACUCUCAAUUCCGUUCUGGCACUGUUCCAGAAGGGUUUUAUGCAUUGCAGAGGGAAAACAUAUUUCCUGAGAGACCUGAUCAACCAGAAUGUCAAUUCUACAUGAAGACUGGAGAUUGCAAGUUUGGUGCAGUCUGUCGGUUCCACCACCCAAGCGAAAGGCUAAUUCCUGCUCCUGACUGUGUCUUGAGUCCCAUGGGCCUUCCUUUACGUCCGGGAGAACCUUUGUGUGUCUUCUAUUCACGUUAUGGCAUAUGCAAAUUUGGCCCAAGUUGCAAGUUUGACCACCCAAUGGGAAUUUUCACCUAUAAUAUCUCUUCAUCGCCUUCAGCUGAUGCCCAGAGCAGGCAUCUGCUACGAUCUUCAUCAGGAACUGCUGCGUUAAAUUUAUCUUCGGAAGGACUUGGUGAAUCGAGCUCAGCAACGCCCAGGCGGCUUUCAUUAUCAGAGACAAGACAGAUACCAUCUGGUGAUGAUGACAUUGAUGAUGAUGGAUGAUGAUGUCUCUUGAAAAUGGGUCAUUUAGCUUUUACAAUUUUUUUAAGGGGAGAGAUGACUAAUCUGUAAAUUAAUUUUCCAUUGCUGGAGAUGUACAGAGGUCAUAUAUGUUUUUGAUUCUGUCAAUAAAAUUAAAUGCAGUUGGCAGAGUCAUUUGUUCUGGUUUCAUGUUACCGGGCUCAUUGGAUAAACUUAAGCAAAUGUUGUCACCUUAGGUCCAACCCAAUGUGAACAAUCCUUCUGUUCUGAAGCCAUCUUUCUUUCUAAUUAACUUUUCACACUAUGUAAAAACCUCCUUCUGGAAAUCUGUAAUGACCAAAGUUUACCUCCUGGAUAUUUAUUGGUUGCAGGAUUGAAACUCGUUGCAAAAACCUUACUCCCACUGCAGUUGGGUUUAUGCUGUCUACUGUGCAUGUAUGGAAUUCUUUUCAAUAGCAAGCAAACAGUAUCGCCAGAAUCUUUCCAUUUUUCAUAUUCUUGUACAUUCUUACCAGAAUUUUGCUGAUCGAAUUAAACUGUGAUUUUGUA
Vigna umbellata (rice bean) is the source of this 2094-nucleotide messenger RNA. RefSeq names its product zinc finger CCCH domain-containing protein ZFN-like. Lineage: Eukaryota; Viridiplantae; Streptophyta; Magnoliopsida; Fabales; Fabaceae. Gene Ontology annotation, molecular function: mRNA binding; metal ion binding. The record is from RefSeq and is a predicted model, not a curated record.